AUGCGGCCCGCGCUCGCGGCGCUCGCGGCCUGCUGCGUGGUGGCGCGCGCCGAGCUGCCUAACGCUCGCUUGGCCGUGCGCAACACCACCAUCCACCACGUGCUGCAAUGCUCGGAUGGACUCGUUCUCCCAGCAUGGCGCCCCCUUGAAGAUGUCCCUAACCUUGAAAUCGCUUUCCGUGGCUUCAUUUACUUCCUGGUUCUUAUGUACCUCUUUAUUGGUGUAUCCAUCGUUUCCGACAGAUUUAUGGCAGCCAUUGAGGUUAUUACAUCCAGAGAAAAAGAGGUGCGCGUGCGACGAAAUGGCGCAGAGCAAAUUGUUGUCGUUCGAGUAUGGAAUGAGACGGUUGCGAAUUUAACAUUAAUGGCUUUAGGAUCAAGUGCACCUGAAAUAUUACUCUCAGUCAUAGAAAUUGCUGGAAAGAAUUUUGAAGCUGGAGAUCUCGGGCCGGGUACCAUUGUAGGAUCAGCUGCUUACAAUUUGUUUGUGAUUAUAGCUAUUUGUGUUAUGGUGAUACCAGAUGGAGAAGUACGGAAAAUAAAGCAUUUGAGAGUCUUUCUUGUCACAGCUACUUGGUCAAUAUUUGCGUAUGUGUGGCUUUAUCUUAUUUUAGCAGUAAUAUCACCUAGUGAAGUUGAAGUUUGGGAAGGAGCUGUUACAUUUUUAUUUUUUCCUGCUACAGUUAUGACUGCAUAUAUAGCAGAUCGAAGGCUUUUGGUUUACAAAUAUCUUAAAAAAGGUUAUCGUGUAAAUGAAAGGGGGGUUAUUGUAGAGGUAGAAGGCGAUGGCUCCGUUGAAAUGGCUUUAAAGCCGAAUGAUGAUGGCACUGAAGAUGAUGAAUUGGAAAAAUCACGAAGAGAAUAUAUACAGGUCUUACGUGAGCUAAGGAGACAAAAUCCCGAGGAAGACCUAGAAACUGUUGAGAGAAUGGCUUUAGAGACUUUGAUGGCACGUGGACCGAAAUCUCGCGCAUUUUAUCGAGUAUCAGCAACACGCAUGAUGACAGGUGGCGGAGACUUUUCUCGAAAAAUAUCUGAGAGGGCCCAAAGUGACUUAAGCGAAGUUAAAGCAGAAUUACAACGGCGAGAAUCAACAUCUGCUGGACCUGAGAUUAAAGGACCAAAUGUUCGUUUUGAUCCUGAUCAUUAUACUGUUAUGGAAAAUUGCGGUUCAUUUGAAGUGAGAGUGGUAAGAAAAGGCGAUUUAAAUGGAGAGGUCACUGUACAAUUCUGUACCGAAGAUGGGACUGCUGAGGCCGGAUCAGAUUAUAUAGCAACACAGGGGAGUCUCGUUUUCGGUCCUGGUGAGGCAGAGAAAACAUUUAGCGUACAAGUAAUUGAUGACGAUGUAUUUGAAGAAGACGAACAUUUUACUGUUCGUUUAAGUUCUGCCAAAGGCGCUUGUUUGGCCUCACCAUCCACCGCCACUGUCGUAAUUUUAGAUGACGAUCAUUCGGGUGUGUUCUCAUUCCCCCAAAGGGAUUUCGAGUUGACGGAAUCAGUAGGAACAUAUGAAUUGAAAGUGGUAAGGACGGCAGGUGCUCGAGGGAAGGUACGAAUACCAUAUUGGACCGAAGAUGGAACAGCGAAGAGUGGUGCACAAUUUGAAGCAGUACAAGAUCACAUUCUCUUCGAGAACAACGAAACUGAGAAAUUUAUUCCACUCCAUAUAAUAGAAGAGGAUAGUUACGAGAAAGACGUCUUGUUUUACGUCAACCUUGGAAAUCCGGAGUCCGUGGGGGAUAACAAUCGACCGAUUAUACCUGGUAAUGAAGCUGUUCACCUGACAACCCUGCCGGAGGACGAGGCUGUGGUAGCCAUGAUGGGCUACCCCCGAGCUGGUGAGAUCACACGCGCACAGCUCAGGAUAAAAGAAAGCAAAGAAUUUAAGAACACAGUAGAUAAGUUAGUGCAAAGAGCGAAUGCAUCGAUCAUAAUUGGAACGUCUUCGUGGAAGGAACAAUUCUCGGAAGCCUUGACAGCUAGCUCAGAUAAUCCCGACGAACCUCCCUCAACAUUUGACUACAUACUACACGUGUUUACGCUCUUCUGGAAGAUUAUAUUCGCAUUCGUACCGCCCACAGAUAUGACAAAACUUCACAAUUUUAUGUCUAACGCUGUACUUAAUGUUGCUAACAUGUUUUUUAAUAAUUCAGACAUCGGCGGAGGUUACGUCUGCUUCGUAGUGUCAAUUAUAUGUAUCGGAGUGGUCACAGCAGUGAUCGGUGAUGUUGCUUCACACUUUGGCUGUACUCUUGGCAUCAAGGAUUCGGUCACAGCCAUCCUAUUCGUAGCUCUAGGAACAAGUAUUCCAGAUACCUUUGCGAGUAAAGUAGCCGCCAUUCAAGAUAAAACCGCGGACGCGUCUGUUGGUAAUGUCACUGGUUCGAACGCAGUUAACGUUUUCUUGGGAAUUGGAGUUGCAUGGACCGUAGCUGCUGUGGUCCAUUGGAGUAAAAAUGAAAAAUUCAUUGUAGAUCCCGGGAAUCUAGCCUUCAGUGUCACCAUGUUCUGCUCGGAAGCAGCGCUUGCUGUUCUGGUAUUGGUUUUGCGGAGAAGAAAAUCAAUUGGCGGGGAAUUGGGUGGUCCAAAAAUUACCAAAGUUAUAACAUCUAUGUUCUUUUUCUCCUUGUGGUUCACGUAUCUUACAAUGUCAACCCUUGAAGCUUAUGGCUAUAUCAAAGGAUUCUAG
Danaus chrysippus (African queen) is the source of this 2691-nucleotide messenger RNA. The record is from the annotation of a GenBank genome assembly. NCBI's taxonomy places the organism in Eukaryota, Metazoa, Arthropoda, Insecta, Lepidoptera, Nymphalidae.